Molecule: messenger RNA, 681 nt
Organism: Bipolaris victoriae FI3
Lineage: Eukaryota; Fungi; Ascomycota; Dothideomycetes; Pleosporales; Pleosporaceae
Exons: 1
Coding region: 1-681 (226 amino acids)
Source: RefSeq, a predicted model, not a curated record
AUGUACUGUAGUAGUAGUCGGAUGCCCAUACUACACUACACACUACACUACUACACCCCCCCCUCGUCCAGCCAACAUCCAGCCCGCGGCGCACGGGGCCCCCAUGGUGGCUUCACCAAGCCCUUCCGUGUGCAUUGCCGUAAUUUACUCGUUGACAAAGCCCUCCGCUCGCGCGCUAUGCCCCCUUGGUCGCCAGGCAAUCGCAUGGCGCCUACCGUGUGCGUUGGCUCCUCAAUGCGAAAUGACAUAUGCCGGCCAGGGCCCCGUUUCCACUCGUCGACCGAUGCGAUGCUGGCUCUGGCUGCUUGUGCUACUGCUGGCUGCGCUGACGGCCCUGGUCCGCUGCACUGCACUCGCUCCCACUCCACGCGACAGACGCAGACCGACGACACACUACUUACUCUGUCUGUCCGCUUGUCUUGCCUGUCCAUGUACACAUCCCCCCCCUCUCUCUCCCAUGCUGCUAUUGCUGCUGCCGCCAGCACUCCCCUGCGUUUGUGCGCCGGAUCGGAGACGAGGUUCCACCCCGCCAAUUCGCCUCGUCGCUAUGCCUGCCUGCCCACCCCAUCGGCCUGUCCUGUGCCCACCCACCAAUCCCACAGCCGGCCGUUGGCGCCCUCUCGCUUGCCCUUAGCCAGCCUCGCUGCCUGCCCGCUACCCGCCUACUCGGAUUCACCUUAA